This is a messenger RNA of Nezara viridula (southern green stink bug), 4624 nucleotides long. NCBI's taxonomy places the organism in Eukaryota, Metazoa, Arthropoda, Insecta, Hemiptera, Pentatomidae. The record is from the annotation of a GenBank genome assembly.
UGCUCUUGAAAUGUUUUUUUUAAGAGUUUUAUUUUAUAAUGUUUAUUUUGAUUCUUUUCCUGAUAAAAGUGACUUUAUAAAUUAGUUUGUUUUAGUGCAUAUUUUAUUAGAUACAUUUAAGAUGCCAGUAUUGAGAUUAAAAUGCAUAUUUGUUUACUUCAUGCUAUUGCAAGUUUUAGCCCUUGUUGGCUUUUUUAUGGGCUUUUUUCCAAUCAAAACAUUGCCUAAUAGAAAUGCAUCUCUUGAAGACUUACCAUCUACAUUUAAGGAUAUCAGAAUUAAUCCAAAGGACUUCUAUCAUCGGCAUGUCAAUAGAAUGAUCCUGCUUGUUAUUGAUGGUUUGCGCUAUGAUUUUUUGAAUGGGGAAGAUGCUGAAGAAAAUAUGCCAUUUGUUAGUAGUUUGGUCAAUAAAAGUGGCAAUUGCUUGUUGAAGGUGAGAGUAGAGACCCCAACUGUUACUAUGCCACGUAUAAAGGCCUUGAUGACUGGAAAUAUUCCUGGUUUCUUGGACAUUAUUCGAAAUUUCAAAACUAAUGAAAUUACUGAAGAUAACAUUUUGAGGCAAGCUUCUAAGAAUGGUUUCAUCCCCAUAUUUUAUGGGGAUGAAACUUGGAUCAGCUUAUUCCCUCAUGAGUUCAUAAGGAAGGAAACAACAACUUCUUUCUACGUUAAUGAUUUUUUUGAAGUCGAUGAUAAUGUUACCAGAAAUUUGAAGAAGGAAUUAAAUAGAUCUGAUUGGGACAUGAUGAUUUUGCACUAUCUUGGUUUAGAUCAUAUUGGACACGUAGAAGGCCCAAAAAGUACACACAUCAAACCUAAAUUAAAUGAAAUGGACAAUAUAAUAUCUCUGAUUUUUAAAGAUUUUAUUUUAAAAGGCACAAAUAAAAAUGAUUUGAGCAAUAUUUUAAUUGUCUGUGGCGACCAUGGUAUACAUGAUUCUGGAGGUCAUGGAGGAAGUUCGUUGGCUGAAGUCCUAGUGCCUUUUUUCCUGAUUAAUCACGAUUGCAACACUGAUAUGAGAAAUGAAGAAACAAGUCAAACUGAUAUUACACCUCUCAUUUCUGUUUUAUUGGGUUUACCAAUUCCUGCUGCUAAUUUAGGUAAAUUGGACUACAGAUUACUAAAAAAAAUGGAACCAUUAUCAAAAUUAUAUACCAUGUAUUAUUCAACUCAUAACUUGAAGAAGACAUUUGAUGAUUAUCAUUUUGAUAUUCAUUCUUAUCCAGAUAUAUUAAACAGUCUUCAAGAAGCAGACAAUUUAUUUGAACUAAUAAUUAAAAGUGGUUCUGACAGCAUCAUAGAAAACAAGUUACUAUAUCAUUAUUAUGAAGCCCAGAAAUUUAUGUCUAGUAAAAUGUCUGAACUGAACAUUACUUUUGACUUCUAUUUGAUGUUCAUUAGUUUAAUAUUACUUAUACAGAUUUGGUGGAUUUUGUUGAAAGGAUGUCGACUAGUAUUUACCAAGCCCAGAAUUUUAAUAUCGCUAAUUUGCUUCACUAUAUUGAAUGGUUUCAAGUUGUUUGGAUGCCAUCUUUCAACAGGAUCAUCAUUUGUGUGCUGUGAUGAUAUAACAUCUCAAAUUAUACCUAGCAUAUUAACAGCAGUUUUUUCAUUUAAUAUUCUUUUGAUACCUCCUAUUACAAGAAGAACAAGGGUUUCAUUUGAUGUUGAUCCUCCUUUACUUAUUCUCUUUCUGCUACAUUUACUUAGCUAUACUAGUAGCAGUUAUAUCGAAGAAGAACACCAAUUUUGGUAUUUCUUCCUUACAUCAUUAUUUUUAUACACAAUAAUUUCUAAAGCAGCUUAUAGCUGCAUUGUUCCCUUAUUAGUUCAAAGAUUUCUCAGAAAACUAAAUCAAACAGGCAACAAAUGGGCAUUUAUUCCUGACAUUGGUGAUUGGUUAAAUGAAGAAAAAAAUAUGACUCUUUUACUGAUUGUUUAUAUUUCAGGGCAAUUGGUUAUAAUAUAUUGGUUUUUAAAGCACAUGAUUGAAAAGAAUGUUAGAAAAUGGCUCUUGUUUCUUGAAAUAAUUUUGUUUUUAUUUCAAAUACUUGUUAUAACAUUAUAUAGGUUUUCAAUUGGAGAUUUGAGUUUCCUGGCAUCACCAUUGCUGGAAUCAAGAGGAAUUACUGAGGUUAAGCUAUUUUGGAGUAUUUUAUCCAUUCAAAUUGUUCUAUAUAUCACAUCAAUCAAUUGUAAAGAUUCCAAAAAUAAGUUCAUGCUAAAUAUAAUUGAAAUUAUUCUUGUUCUAACUGUGGAGAUAAUCUCAUUACUCCAUAAGCCUCAUAACAUUGUGCUCAUUUCCGGGAUGUUGAUUUUUCAAGAUAUUCUAGAAAAAUAUUAUAUAAAUAAUGUUUAUUAUAAAAUGUUUUUUUAUCAAAGUUUAGGAAUGGUAUUUUAUUUUUAUCAGGGAAAUUCUAAUGGUUUGGCUUCGAUUGAUAUUACUGCAGGAUUUGUUGGAUUAGAAGAAUUCAGUUUAGUUAUAUCUGGUCUCUUUGUCUUUUUGAAUACUUUUUCUGCAAUCAUAUUAUCCAAUAUUUUGCUUCUGAGGAACAUAUAUUUAUUUAAAAGUUAUGAAGCCAAAAGAAGAAAAGAACAAUAUUGGAUCUUUUAUAAAGAGAAUCUUCAUCCACCACUCUUUUACAAUGAAGAACUAGAAUAUUAUUGGUUUAUUCCAUUUGUUUCUUGCUCCUAUGCUAUUUUCUACACAACUUACAUUGUUCUUCAAAGGCACCAUUUAUUUUUGUGGAGUGUUUUCUGCCCUAAAUUAUUAUAUCUUAGUUGUGAAAUAUUACUUUACUGUGUUAUUAUUUUUUUACUAUUUGUUAUUGAAUUAUCGUACAUUGCUAUAUCUCAUUUGGUUCAGUUUUAUGAAAGGGUUUAUUAAGUUUUUAUACGUUACCAUUAUCCAACAAAUGAUUAUAUAUUAUUAUUUGUUGUAAAAUAUUUAAUUAUUUAAUUUUGUUUUAUUUUUUAGUCACAUGAACUAGUUGAAAAACUGUAUAAUUCCUGUUCCUCAUAUUUAGACUUAUUUGUAUUAUAUAUGUGAAAGUUUUCAAUACGCAAAAACUCACCUCGUUACUCCCCAGAAAAGGAGGUGAUCAAUUAAUUUCAUAUUUUAAUUUGUCUCUUCUGUUAUUUUAAAAAUUUAUGUUAGUGGUAAUUAUGCCAUAGAAUACCUGUAUAUAAAUAUUUAAAUUCCAAUUUUGUAUUAUUUGUAUUAAAAGACUGAUUAACCAUUCAGGAUUAAAUAUCUUUGGAACAUUUAUUUGUUUUCCAUUUUUAAAUUUUAAUUUAUUUCUAUGAAUUCUCUUUAUUUUAAUACCUUUUCCUUUUUUGUGUUUUAAUUAUAUGAAAUUCUAUUGGUACCUAUCUCACUUUCAUAAUUAAAUUGAUUGAGUUGUCAAUGUACAUAUAGCCACACAUUCUUAAUAGUUGAUUGGUGUUCCUUGAAUAUUUCAUACAAUGACUGUUGCAAUAAAUGAUCCGUAAGAAGUUUAGAAAUGUUUACACCAAAUCAAAUUGAUCAUACAAUCAACUUUAAAAAAAAGAAAAAAAUCAGAACAUGUUCCAGAUUAAAAAAAAUAAGGAGUCUAGAGCUUACUGAUAUAGAAAAUCAUCAUGAAAGUAAUAUAAAGCAAUAUUUUAUUGAUAAUAUAAACAUUGCAUUAAACAAACAAGAAUGACAGGAAACAUUACUGCUGGAAAGUAGGUUAAAACAUAAUUUUAAACUUGAUACAGGAGCAAUGGCCAAUAUAAUUAGUGUCAAAGUCAUUAUAGAGUCAAUCAUUGAGAGAAAGUCUUUAAACAGAAUGAAACAAAGGCUGACAACUUAUAAGUUACUUUAUAAUUUUAAUCAGUUAAUAAUAAAAAGUUAAAAAUUGAAAAAAAAAACAGAAAAAAAAUUAAGAACGAUCUAAUAAUUUAUAUACAUAUUUACAGUAGUAUCUAUUUACAAUUUUAUGGGAACUAGAUGGAUAAAAAAUGAUUGAACAGGCGGAAUUUAAAUGUAGGAAGGGUAUUGGAUUGACAGAUGUAGGAAGGGAUGAGGAUCGGAUAAUGAUCAGAUCUUUAUCUGUCGGUCCUUGUCUAUAAAUCUGAAGACCUGGAACAAAAUGAGGAUUUGAAUUGAAGGAGCUCGGAAAUGUAUGAAGGACGGUGGGAUGGGAUGACUUGAAAGAGGAAGGAUGCUAGGAAAUACUUACGACGGUAGGAAGGAUAAGGCCACUUCAACUCUGCAUAAAAACGGGAAAUAGAGGCAUCCCUUGGGAUCCCAAAGAUGAAUUGUAUAAAGCAAUUUAUCUAACGUUUUAGUUUCGCCUCAAGAUUCCCAGAGACGUCCCCAUAUACCAUACAGCAAUAGUCAAAGUGGGGAAAUAUUAAGGAAUUGACUAAGAGCCUACGGGUUUCAAGAGUAAAUAGGUGACAGAAGUAAUUUAGAAAAAUUACUAAAAAACUACAAAAAAAAAAUACAGUAAUUUAAAAAAUAAUCUGUAAAUAAUAAAGAUAGACACUUCUCAAGAAUAAUUAUAAUUGUAGUGGGAAGGAAAAAAAUAUAUAAACAUAUACAUAAAAAGAAAAAACAAAACCUGGAAAGAAGAACAAAGAGCAAAAGUAAGUGAGG